UAUAUAUGUAUAGAGAAAUGGGAUCAUGUUAGAACACAUCCCUUAUGUGAGAACCUGAUAUAUGUGAGGACAUAUUACAACCGUUGCACUAGUAGAAAAAUUGAAAAAGGCACCCCCCUUUUGCCACCGGUUUUUAGGAAAAGUUUUGUUUUAUAAAAAAAAAAUAAUAAAAAAAAAAUAAAAAGAGGGAAAAUGGAUUUGCAACCGGUUCUAACCAAACCGGUGGGAAAAGUGUUAUGAAAUAAAAAAAAAAAAACCGCUUAUAUUCUUCUUUCUUUCUCCUUCAAUUCCUCGAUAUUUCCUCCUCUCUCGUCUACGCUACCUCUCUCUCCUCUCCCUCUCCUCCAUUAAAAUGAACCUCUCUGCACUCCUUCCUCUCUCUGUACUCCUUCAUAUCUUUCUCGUCGUACUCCUUCCUCUCUCCCUCGUCCAUUUAAGCGUUUCUCACUGUACUCUUUCCUCUCUCUCUCCUCCAUUUAAGCGUACUCAAAAUUCUCCCUUGAAGGGGCUUCUGAGCUUUCUCUCCUCCAUUGAAGCAGUCUCUAAGGGAGAUGAUUUGUGUGUUAGCUGCUACUACAUUGAUAGUGAGCUCAAUGCUUAUGCCAUAUCUUCUGCUCAGCUCUAUUCAAACACCCCUUCGGAUUUUGAUUUUAAGCUUGAAAGCCUUGCUCAAGGUUUUCGCUGCUUGUCAGAUUUUGUGCAACACCUUGCUGCUUCAGUUGAUAUUGUGUUUCCUGUCAUCCAUGGUCCUUUUGGUGAAGAUGGUACUCUUCAGGUUCUUGCUUUUCGGGUUAUCAAUCCACAAGCUCCUGUACACAUUUUGAUCAUUCCCAAAGUUAAGGAUGGUUUAACCAGACUCGCUAAGCUUUGAUUGCGAGCUUUUCUUCCAGUUCAAUAUUACUGCUAUCUUCAACUCAGCAUCAAAACCAGUAAAAUAAUCCCAAGAGCCAACACUUUUAAAGGACAGUUAACUCUAGAGUUAGCUUGAAUCCUUCCCCUACAAUGGACAUCAAUGCUGCCAUCGGCAAUGAGGACACCAGCUUGGGUGGGGAAAUGACAUUUGAUACUACAAAGACAAACACCAUUGCCACCAAUGUCACUGUGCUCUGCUCUGCAUCAGUUUUGCAUUCUUGCCGCCCUUGAAGUCCUGAGUUCUAUUAGUUUUUGUAUACUGUCAGACAACAUAUGUUAGUGUUUAUAUGUCCAAAAAUAUAUAUGUUAGUGUUUAUAUGUCCAUUUUUUUUUUUGUUUUUUAAAGUGUAAUAUUACAAGUUAUU
Messenger RNA from Chenopodium quinoa (quinoa), 1277 nucleotides. RefSeq lists its product as uncharacterized. Gene Ontology annotation, cellular component: chloroplast. Bases 353 to 871 code for a protein of 172 amino acids. The record is from RefSeq and is a predicted model, not a curated record. NCBI's taxonomy places the organism in Eukaryota, Viridiplantae, Streptophyta, Magnoliopsida, Caryophyllales, Amaranthaceae. The transcript is spliced from 7 exons. Gene Ontology annotation, molecular function: D-alanine-D-alanine ligase activity. Gene Ontology annotation, biological process: peptidoglycan biosynthetic process.